Impatiens glandulifera is the source of this 5524-nucleotide messenger RNA. RefSeq names its product E3 ubiquitin-protein ligase SHPRH. The transcript has 20 exons. The coding region runs from base 155 to 5209 and encodes 1684 amino acids. Gene Ontology annotation, molecular function: ATP binding; ATP-dependent chromatin remodeler activity. The record is from RefSeq and is a predicted model, not a curated record. Lineage: Eukaryota; Viridiplantae; Streptophyta; Magnoliopsida; Ericales; Balsaminaceae.
AUCGGUUUUGAGCAGUAAGACAGGGUGUGGAAGAGUAGCUCCGAAGAGGGACAGACCGAUUUCGUUCUACAUUUGACGCUCGAACGUGCUGUAAAUCCAACUUAGGUUUUCGAUGCAGCCUGGGCAAUCCUCUAAUUAACAUUAUCAAGUUAUAAUGGGUAGAAGAAAACAGCCCAGGCCUCAUCAUUCUGUUGGAACUUUAAGUCGAGAGGCUGCCGGUUUAGUUUCAAAAGACCAAACUGAGGAUAUUAUCACGUCAAGUGAUGAACUUGGUGGUACUAUUGACAAGCUCUUAUACGUGGAGGUUGAUAGAACUACUUGGGACUCGUGCGAACAUUUGGAUAUCUCCGAGGUUCUUUUGUCAAAUUUGAGUUUUUCUCCAGGAAUUUCAAACUUCAGCUAUGAUGGAAGCUUUUAUCAAGAUUCAAAGCAUUCUUUAAGGUUUAGGUUGAGUAACCUACCACAGUUUUCUAACUGUACGAAGUUAGGACGCUGGCCUCUCUUGUCUGCUAGUGAUAUUAGGUUGGAGUUGAUGGAGAAUAGCAUAGUUGAUGAUACAGAGACAGUUUUGGAGAUUUUCUCUGGGAAUCUUGAUGGACCUGAUGAGGGCAUUUCAAGUCUUGUUCAUCUAGUCAAUAUGAAGUUUUUUACUUUGAGACCAGUUUUGGGAUGUGAGGUGUCGGAUGGCAUGCAAUCAAUUAGAUUGAGAGUAGAAAUACUAAAGAGUGCUUUUGAGGUUUGUGGUUCACUUCUAGAUAAUACAAGGGAACUUUGGAAAAGGAGUAUGAUGAAUGUCAUGGCUUGGUUGCGUCCUGAAGUUAUGACUUCAGAGGCUAGAUAUGGAUCAUCAUUAUCAAUAGACACGGGAAAUGAUUUACAUGGGAAGACAGUGAACAAUUUAACUAUCCCAGGGAAACCAACCGGGUUUGAUGCUGCUGGGUUUUAUGAAGCCAUCAAGCCGUCGAAGGAUGAUCCACAAUUGGAAGAUGAAUUACUUGACUUGAUUCCAGAGCUCAGACCAUAUCAACGUCGAGCGGUUCUCUGGAUGGUUCAGCGAGAGAAAGGAGCUUCUGGAUAUGUGAGUGAAAGUUCAAGAAGUCAGAUCUUGUCUCCUUUAUGCAUGCCAGUGAAUUUGAUAGACACAUGUUCAACAAUUUUUUAUAAUCCCUUUAGCGGAAGUGUUUCAUUGCAUCAGGAAUAUGAUGUAUCACAUGUCUUUGGUGGUAUCCUUGCGGAUGAGAUGGGCCUGGGGAAGACAGUUGAGCUGAUUGCUUGCAUCUUUGCACAUCGAAAAACAACAUCUGAGACAGACAACCUGUUGGUUACUAAGAAACCAGUUGCAUCAUACCAGAGAAUAAACCUCAAAAGGCUGAAGAGAGAGCGGGUUGAGUGCAUUUGUGGGGCUGUGAGUGAAAAUUCUCGAUACAAAGGGCUGUGGGUGCAAUGCGAUAUCUGUGAUGCUUGGCAACAUGCGGAUUGUGUGGACUACUCAAGUAAGGAAACUUUGUCAAAGCAUAGAGAAGUCUCCAGUGGACAAAAAUAUAAGGAAAAAAGUGCUGGGAGCAAAAGAAAGCGCGCAAGAAAGAAAAAUGAGCCAGAAAUUGCAUUGACAGAUGGGGAACACAUAUGUCAGAUGUGCUCAGAGCUGAUUCAAGCUACUGAGGAUCCAGUGACCACGGGAGCUACUCUUAUAGUAUGUCCAGCUCCUAUAUUGUCUCAGUGGUAUGCUGAAAUAAUUCGUCAUACAAGGCCAGGUUCACUGAAGACCUGUAUUUAUGAAGGUGUCAGGAGUGCGUCCCUUCAAAAUGUAUAUGCUGUGGACAUGAGUGCUUUACUCAAUGCUGAUGUUGUUUUAACUACUUAUGAUGUACUUAAAGAGGACCUAUCACAUGACUCAGACAGACAUGAUGGGGACCGCCGCAACAUGAGAUUCCAGAAAAGAUAUCCUGUUAGUCCAACUCCCCUAACUAGAAUAUUUUGGUGGAGGGUUUGUUUGGACGAGGCUCAAAUGGUGGAAAGCAGUGUUGCUGCUGCAACAGAAAUGGCUAUGCGUCUCCAUUGUAAGUUCUCUUGGUGUAUCACUGGGACUCCCAUACAACGCAAACUUGAUGACUUAUAUGGGCUUUUGCGGUUCCUCAAAGCUAGUCCAUAUGAUGUCCUUCGAUGGUGGGUUGAUGUUAUACGAGAUCCAUAUGAGAAAGGUGAUACUGGGGCUAUGGCUUUCACACACAAACUUUUUAAGCAAAUAAUGUGGCGUUCUUCAAAACUUCAUGUUGCAGACGAGUUACAGAUUCCUCCCCAGGAGGAAUGUCUCACUUGGAUCACUCUCUCACCAAUUGAGGAGCACUUCUAUCAAAGGCAGCAUGAAACUUGUUUGACCUAUGCUUGUGAAGUAAUUCGAAACCUCAAAGAUGAUAUUCUCAAACAAGAAGUCACAGGUUCAUCUCCUAAUGAUGCAUCAAAUCCUCUUAUCACCCAUGUUGAGGCUGAGAAAUUAUUGAAUUCACUAUUGAAGCUUCGACAAGCCUGUUGUCACCCUCAAGUUGGAGGUUCUGGUCUCCGUGCCUUACAAAAGUCUCCCAUGACCAUGGAGGAGAUCCUAUCAGUGCUUGUUGGCAAGACCAAGGUUGAAGGUGAGGAAGCUCUCAGGAAAUCUGUUGUUGCGAUGAAUGCCCUGGCAGCUAUAUCUAUAAUCAAAGAAGAUUUUGUCCAAGCAGCUUUGCUAUACAAGGAAUCACUAGGUCUUGCUGAGGAGCAAUCUGAAUCUUUUCGCUUGGACCCUUUGUUGGAAAUUCACAUUCGCCAUAACCUUGCCGAGAUUUUGCCACUAAUUUCAGGAUACUCAAAAGAGUUGGAUGUAAAUGGACAGUUGCCUAAAAAGUGCUCAAAAAUACUGAAUGAAAGUAUGAUAAGCAAGUUAGAUAAAUUAGCUGGAGAAGAUGCUUUGGGUUCGGCAGCUAAUGCUAAUACUUCAAUUAAUCCUGUUUCCGCUUUAGCAGAUGGUGACAGAGAUAAGGAAACUAAAGAUAACCUCACAGCUUUCACCAGUGAUGAAUGUUUAAUAAUGACAUGCGAGAAUCUAAAACACAAGUUUUUAUCUGUUUUCAACACAAAACUAACACUUGCUCAGCAAGAAUUCAGAAAAUCAUACACUCAGGUUUCUGAUGCAUUUAAUGAUAGAAAGAACAUUGAUAUGGUUUGGUGGUUGGAAGCCCUUGAUCAUAUUGAGCUCAAUAAAGAUCUCGAGAGUGAACUGAUAAGGAAGAUAGGGGAAGCUGUCUCUAGUUCGCUAAACACUUCUAGAACAUCAAAGAUUGCAUCUUGCUUUCGUAGCAUAACUGCACUGAAGUAUUACAUCCAGACUGGAUUAGAUUCACUAGAGGCCUCCCGUAAAACUCUACUUGAUAGACUUUUGGAAAUUGACAAUACUUUGAGCAAUCCAAAAAGGGAGGAUGUUGAACGUGUUCGAUAUUGUCCAGUCUGCCAACCUAAUGGAGAUGGGUGCUUGUGUGUCCACUGUGAACUGGAUGAGUUGUUUCAGGUGUACGAGGCCCGACUCUUUCGACUUAAAAAUAUGCAUAAUGGAGGGGCCAUUACAUCUGCUGAAGAGGCAGUGGGUUUGCAGAAAAAGAAAUCUGCACUUAACCGUUUCUACUGGAAUUUGUCGAGGACUGACAAAAGCACACCCAAUGUCUUAGAAGAGGAUACAAUUGGCAAGAGGGAUGUUGGAGAAAAAGUUCUUGUUUUAAAAUCUUCUUCUGAAGUUGAAAUUGCUAUUGGGAUAAUAAGAAGUAUCGCUAGGACUUUCUUAGAUGGAAAACAUAUGGAAGUAGCCACAAAGCAGCUACUUCUUCUUGAGGGCAUGAGGAAGGAAUAUGCAACAGCAAGGUCCCUCGCCAUUGCUCAAGCCCAAGUUCUCCGUGCUCACGAUGAAAUAGCUAUGGCAAUUUCCCGAUUGCGCCUAAGGACAAAUGACGAUGACAAUUCCAUUGAUGCCUUGAGUUCUGAAGAACUGGUUGCAGCCAGUGUUGAAUAUUCUGGUGAGAAAUUCCUUGCAGUGGCAUCAAUAUCAAGGAUAAAAGGUCAACUUCGCUAUUUGGAGGGUUUGGUGCAAUCUCAACAAAAGCAUGUAAAUACUUCAUGUAAUCCAUCAGAAGAUACAGCUAGUUCGUUGACUUCAACAAUAGAAACUGACAACAAAUGUGCUGCAAAAGAUGAUCAAGAUACAUGCCCUAUUUGCCAAGACAAGCUCAGUAGUAGAAAGAUGGUUUUCCAGUGUGGGCAUGUGACUUGCUGUAGAUGUUUAUUUGCUAUGACUGAGAAGAGACUAGCUCAUCCUGGAAAGUUUGAAGAUAGGUGGAUCAUGUGUCCAACAUGCCGACAACGCACUGAUUACGGGAAUAUUGCUUAUGCUGAUGAUGAUGGGAAAAAUGAGCCAAGUAGUUCUUCCAUUCAAGACCGUGAAGACUCUGAAGCAUCUAUUACUGUCCAAGGUUCAUAUAGUACAAAGAUUGAAGCAGUUACAAGGAGAAUCUUGUGGAUCCAUGCUAAACAUGCAGAAGAAAAGGUUCUUGUUUUCUCCAGCUGGAAUGACGUUCUUGAUGUAUUGGAGCAUGCAUUUUCCGCCAAUAGUAUAAGCUAUAUCAGGAUGAAAGGAGGCAGGAAAGCUGAUGCAGCUAUUAGCAACUUUAGAGGGCAGAGAGUCAUUGCCAAGGGAAGAAGCAAUACCCAUGAGAAAAAAAUACAGACUAAUAGUUUUGAAGUUCUACUAUUACUAAUACAACAUGGAGCCAAUGGUCUCAAUCUCUUGGAAGCUCAACAUGUUAUUCUUGCAGAACCGCUGCUCAAUCCAGCGGCGGAGGCACAAGCUAUCAGCCGCGUGCAUCGAAUUGGACAGCAUAAAAAGACCCUCGUCCAUCGCUUCAUUGUAAAGAACACAGUUGAAGAGAGCAUAUACAAAUUAAACAGUAGCAGGAGCAGAAGUUCCUUCAUUAGUGGAAACACGAAAAACCAGGACCAGCCUAUUCUGACCCUUAAGGAUGUGGAGUCUCUAUUUGCGGUUGUGCCUAGUGUUGGUCCAGAAAUGGAGGAAAAAGCAACGAGAGGCUUGAGUCAUCUUCCACCUUCUGUAGCUGCAGCAUUAGCUGCUGAAAAGAGACUAAUGGACCAAUCUAAAAAUAACCAGUUUGACCAAAAUGAAUCCUUUUAAAAUGAUGUAUUCUUAUGAUGACAGUCUAUGAGAAUGAGCUUUGGAUAAUCGCUGCGGAUUGAAGAUAGAGACACCAUUGUCAUUCUUCUGUAUAUACAACCCAGAACUGUAUUUUUAUACAGAUUAAUUUCCAAACCAUUUUUUUAUUUCUGGAAUAUGUUUCCCCUCUUGGCGUGUAGUAGAAUAAAUAGCAUGUAACUCUAAUAGUAGGUUGUGUAGGUUUUGUUAGUUAAUUGAUUAAUCAUGUGUUAUCUUCUUUUUCUUUGUAGAAAUACAUAACCCAUAAGUAGUUAUAAAGUUAAUUUUUUUUUUUUC